UAAUCCUCAUUAGGUAAAAUUAUCGGUUACCUCACAGAAUAUUUAAAUAUUUAAUCUAAUAAUGCAGAAGACAUUAAAACAAAAGCUACAAAGUAAUGUACUAUUAUGUAAUAUUAGAAUAAAAGGACCCAUUUAAGGGUAAAAUCACAUACGGAGCGGGUGAGUAGAAUAAUAGUCGCGUAAAAGCAAGACGCUGUCUUCAAUAAGAAUAAACGUUAGUAGAGGGAUUUCGUUGAGCAGGAGCUCGGUGUUCCCAGUCGGCUUAAGCUCGCGCAAGCUCAAGCUAAGGGGAAAAAGGAGAGCGCUUGCGCGUACCUACUCGACCUAACCUUGAUUAGCGUCGACAGGAGGAGCGGUUGGCUAUGCGCCUCGGAAACGCAAAAAGUCGAUUCCCGUGGGUGGUCGUCGCGUUUCGGCAUCGCGACGACGAGGAACAACUAGUAGUAGGCAACCGUAGACGAGCGCAGUUACAACUCGUUCGUUCGUUCGUUGGACUAUGGAAGGAAGUGCUAGUAGUACAACUACUGGUACUGCUGCUAUUGCUACUAUUGCUAGUACUACUACUGCCUCUGCUGAUGCUGCUAUGUCGUCGAAAGGGCGCUCAAACGAGGCCUGAACAACGAGGAUGCAGUUUAGAUCCAUAAACUCGGUCAACCGGAUCCAGAUCCAAACUGAUCGACCGACCAAAACCACCCUCCUCACUUACCGUCAUCGUCUGUAUCGUCAUCGUCGCCGCCGUUAUCGUUAUCAUCACCGUAACGCCUAUCCUCCUUCAUCUUCCUCUACAUCUUCAUCGUCAUCUCACGAACGCGAAACUCCAACGAACCUGAUCCUAACAUGCUGGCGGAGAUGGUUCGUCUCUCUUACCAACAUCGAGCAUUCUACUGCUACAUGAUUCUCAGCGUGUGGAUCUUCCUGCUAGUUGCAGGAAUGUAUAAAUAUAUCGGAGUCGAUGAGAGGAUUUCAAGGCAAUCUAAAACGUUAAGCAAUGAUAUAUCCAUAAGAGAAUACCCGCGUAACUUGAAAUCAGAUAUUAAAACGAAGAAGAUAUUUCGAUUUUGUAAUUCCCCUAAUGAAAUUAAAACAGAUGCCGAAGGAAAAAUAGAUGGUUUAACAUUAAAUGGUAUAGUGAUAAUUACUCGUCAUGGAGAUCGAGGACCUUUGGCUCAUAUAAGAAAUAUAAGUACAGUUAAUUGCGGUGGUGACUUUGGUGCACUUACAGAAUUAGGAAACGUUUAUCAAAAUUAUCUAGCUUUUCUACAAAACGUCUCAAGUUAUUCCAGAACGGCAUGGGCACAAUUUUUAGGACCAUUCCAUGGAUUCCCAAUGAUUCCCAAUAAUCCAAAAGAUUGUAAGAUCGCUCAACUUACGACGGUCGGUAUUGGACAAUUGUUAAAAACCGGGAUCAUAUUGAGAAAUGCGUAUUACCAUAAGCUUAAUUUAGGAAACGGUACUAUAUCUAGCAAGGAUGUCGUUGUUUAUAGUACUAGAUAUAGAAGAACAGUACAGAGUGCUGUUGCAUUGUUAUAUGCAUUAUUAGAAAAUGAUACUUUUCAAAAUUUGGCUAAAAUCACGUUACAGGAAAGUCAAAGUUAUUUAUUUUGUUACGUCGAUUGUGUCUGUCCAGCUGCUGAUGUCUAUUUAAAAACUUACUCAAAGGAAGUAUCAGAUCAUUUGAAAUCUCAUCCAGCAGUAACUGAUCUGAUAAAACAAGUAUCUAACACGGUUUUCGAAAUGCCAGAUGAAAAUCAAUCCCCCAAUCCAAACAUUUUGAGAGACGCUCUGUUAACAUACGUUUGUCACGGUGCCUCCCUACCAUGUGUAGAUUUUGAAACGCAACGAAUGUGCGUUAAAACUGAACAUGUAACCGGUCUUUUUGCAUAUACUGAAUGGGAAACUAAACAAAUUGCUAAAAGUAAUAAUAGAAAAAAGAUUGGUUUACUCAGAGGAUAUGGACUACUUCGUAGUAUAGUAACUUACAUGCUUCGUAUUAUAUCAGAAGCUAAACCAAAAAUAGUUUUGUACUCUGCUCAUGACAAAACAUUAGAAUAUCUUGCUACUGCAUUAGGCAUAAUAUCCGAUAGAAUGUAUCUACCACAGUAUGCUUCUCGUUUCAUUAUCGAAGUAUAUAAAAUAAAUUCGAAAAAUGAGAAUCACGUUGCCAGUGAUUUUUACUUCCGCGUAUUAAUAAACGGUAAAGAUUUGACACAAGAGAUACCAUUUUGUAGAAAUGCCAAUUUUUAUAGCGCUACAUAUGUUGAACCCGAUGACAUCACAAAAACAAGAAAAGAUUCUAAGCUUUGUCCGAUCGAGACGAUUAUAAGACACUUACAUGACGAUUAUUUUGUACCUUUUAAUACCACUAAUUUUAAAGAUGCCUGCUCUAAUACUAAAUACGUAUAAUAUUUUUCAAUUAAAAUAUAAAAAUCGAUAAAACGCAAUUACUUUAA
Polistes dominula (European paper wasp) is the source of this 2450-nucleotide messenger RNA. RefSeq names its product 2-phosphoxylose phosphatase 1. NCBI's taxonomy places the organism in Eukaryota, Metazoa, Arthropoda, Insecta, Hymenoptera, Vespidae. Gene Ontology annotation, cellular component: Golgi apparatus. Gene Ontology annotation, biological process: chondroitin sulfate proteoglycan biosynthetic process; glycosaminoglycan biosynthetic process; dephosphorylation. Gene Ontology annotation, molecular function: phosphatase activity. The record is from RefSeq and is a predicted model, not a curated record.